UUUGGCUCAGACCAUCCAGCCCAAGGCUUCGGAGGCUCCCGCGCGCGCGACGUCGGCUCGCCCCCCCCCCCCCCCCGGUGAGAUCACGGCCCACCAACAGGACGCUCCCGCGGCACAAUGUCCGCCAUGGCACUCACGCCCUCUGAGGCGGACAGGGCGUGCUCGCAGCAGGACGCGUGCGGGCUCUGCGAGGAGAGCGUCGCUGAGGUCCGCGGCCCCACCACCAGGAGCGCGUUUCCUUAUUGCUUGGGGCACGAUGGGACAGUAAGCUCCGAUACACGAACUCCUUGGACAGCGCCACCCAGUGGCGGCGCGACCUGAAGAAGCGAACGGCCAGCAGGCACGCGAAAUCCGCGAUGGUCAUGGUGUCCCUCAGCAUGGGCUUCUUGGUGCUGGGGUCGAUCGUGGGCAUCCGUGUGCUGUCCUGGGACAUCAUCUCGAGGGACCUCACGAAGACCAGCGAGGAUGGCCAGAAGAGCAAGGUGGAGCAGGUGUCGAAGGAGGUCCUCUCCUUCUUCCAGCUCGGCUCCAGGAUGGCGCAGUCGACCUCCCAGUUCUACAACAUCUCCUUCGCGCAGGACGGCGCGGCCGCGCCGCAGCAGUUCCUCGCGGCCUUCGGCAAGACACAGUGGUCCGCUCUGCGUCAGUCGGUCACGAUCCAGGACGUGCUCGUGGCCCAGGCGCGCAACCUCACGCUCGUGGCCGCGUCGGCGGACGCCAGCUGCAAUGUGGACUCCAUCUACCUCGGCGACGGGUACCUGGCAGACAUCAGCCCGGCUACAACCGGGCUCACCCAGCAGGAAGCCGACGACAGCACGAACCCGUGGGCGUCCACGGGGGUCAACCUGGGCAUCACCGCGGCCUCGCUCGCGGGCGACCCCAACAUCCCGCCGAGCGUAUACCUCGCCGACCCGCUGAUGUGGAUCGCCAACUUUCUGGAAGACCAGGCUUGCUCGAUCGGGGGGUCCUCCAUCGCCAACGGCGAGUACAUGUGGGCGGACAAUGGGCUGCCUGGGACCUGGGGAGGCGGCGCCGCGGACUCGGGGCUGCGGGGACCGCGGUGGCAGCGGAAGGCGCUGGUGAGUCCCGCGGAGAAGCUGGUGCGCAAGGCCGUCUUCUUUGGGCUGCCGGGCCCCUCCUGGGCCCCGCGCAGUGCCUGGGGGCGCGUGACCAUCAGGGUGGAGGACGAGACACAGCUCUUCGGCGAGGCAAACCUGCAGAGCGUACUCCGAAGCGUCGCGGCCGACUCGCGCGGCAGCACCGUCAUCUUCAUCCUCACUGGGCAGGGCGAGCUGCUCGCGAGCUCGCUGGAGAGCCAGAAGAUCGUGGACGAGCUCGCAGGGUCGCUGUUCAGGGGCGACGAGGCGGGGGCCGUGAUGACACCCAUCCAGCCCGUGGCCGAGGUUUUCAUACAGAGACACUGCUCCGCUGGCGACGACGGCGAGCUCGACUGCGACUGGGGCCAAGUGGAGGUGCUGCAGUACAUCGGGAGCUACGCCGUCGUCGCGAAGCCCAUCGACGACCCGCUCGCCGCUGGCCUGGGCCUGCUGCUCGUGGACCUGGUGGACGUUGAAGCCAUCACGGGCCGCAUCGAGGAGAUCAACCUCACGCUCAUCUGGAUCGGGCUGGCGAUCAUGCUCGGGGCCGUGCUGCAGUUCGUCAUGCUGUCGCGGCAGGUGACGGUGCCGCUCAGGAAGGCCCGCGACAACAUGUUCCUACUCAGCGACAUGAAGAUCGACGACGCGAUCUCGGCCUACGCCGAGGGGGGCGGCUGCUGCAGCCGCCCGCUGUUCACGGAGGCCCGCGACCUGCGCCUCAGCUUCUUGCACGCCGCCGGCGCCCUGCGGAGCUGGCGGGCGAGGGAGGUGCAGAGGCGCAUGCUGCUGGAGAGAUGGGGAGCGCGCCCAGCGGAUUCAGCACACGGUGGAGAGGGCGGUGCAGGGCGCGGGGAGGCUGAUGCACCCGAUGGUCCUGGUGAGCGCAGAGGAGAGUUCAUGCAGAUGCAGGAGCUCACUAGCUACGAGAGGCUGCGCAACGAGGGCAAGCUGGAGUUCCUUGACACCGAGGAGGAUCUCGCAAGGUUCAAGGCGGGCCACUCCGUCAUCUUCCUGUCCCACCAGUGGCUGAGCUGGGGGUUUCCUGACGACCACCAGCAGACGCAACUGAAGGCGAUGAAGAGCGCUGUUAGGACCGCCGCGCACCAGAUGCGCGCCGCGGGGGCCCGGGGCGCGUGGAAGAACAUGUACGUGUGGGUGGACUACUGCAGCAUCGCCCAGGAACACCGCGGCAUGCAGACCCUCGCCGUGUCCUCGCUGCCCGUCUACGCGUCCAGCGCUGACGUGUUCAUCAUCGUCGCGCCACCCGCGAAGCAUGCGCAGUCGAACGACCACGAUUUGCAUUCGUACAACUCCCGCGGCUGGUGCCGCGCCGAGAUGCUGUCGAAGAUCUGCAGCAGCGGGCUGGAGAACUUCUUCGUCCUGUCCACCGAGGGGGGCGAGCUGCAGCGCGUCACCGAGGAGAAUGGCUCCCGUCCCUGUCGAUGUACGUCUUCGAGGGCGAGUUUUCCUGCUGCCAGCAGCGGCACGCCCAUAGCGCCUGCGACAAGGAGGCGCUCGUCGAGCCCGUGCUCGGCCUCUAUUCGCUUGUGCUGCGGCAGGUGAGCGACGCCCAGGGCAGCAGCGGCGCGCGCCACAUGGAGCAGGUCCUGCGCCACAUCCGUCAGUCGAAGGAGAGCGGUUCUUCCCGAAAAAGUACACCUACAGGAUGGCCCCGCAGGAGGGCGAGACGGAGCAGGAGAGCAGGAGCGGGAGCUCUUCGGCCCGCUGGUGGAGGCCCUGGAGCAGCACAUGGACGCGGAGCGGAGCCUCCUGCGUUCGGACAGCCUCGACUCCGCCCGCAGCGUCCGCAGCAGGGUGCUAUGGGUCUGCUGAGCCGUGGCACCAGGCGCCCCGCGCAGCACCCGCCGCGCCGUCCCUCCGGGGCACCCUAGCGGUGUGGUGACUACACCGCGUGUUGACUCCUUUCGUCGGUUCCCCGAGGCUUUCUCCCAGCUCGGGAUGCUCUGUCGGCGGCUGCGCCUGCUCGCCAGCGCCUUCCGGGGGAGCAUUGCUCAGCUCGGCACAGCACAGCACAGGACAGCUCAGCACAGCAGAGCAGCGCA
This is a messenger RNA of Prorocentrum cordatum, 3160 nucleotides long. Lineage: Eukaryota; Dinophyceae; Prorocentrales; Prorocentraceae. The record is from the annotation of a GenBank genome assembly.